Fusarium redolens is the source of this 2634-nucleotide messenger RNA. RefSeq lists its product as uncharacterized. The record is from RefSeq and is a predicted model, not a curated record. Bases 1 to 2634 code for a protein of 877 amino acids. NCBI's taxonomy places the organism in Eukaryota, Fungi, Ascomycota, Sordariomycetes, Hypocreales, Nectriaceae. The transcript is spliced from 10 exons.
AUGCAGGGCUUUGCAUCCUACCCUGCUGCUCUUGGGAGCAGCAAAUGGAUCCCGAGCUGCCUAGUUAAGCACCGAUAUGACGAUGGCAUCCAUGUCCGAACUUCCACGAGACCUUCUUCGCAGCAAGAAGCCAAAUUCCGUGACUUUGUAAAGAAGAGUAAAGCUGAGCUGAGAAAUGUAUUCUCUACGAAUGAAAAGAAAAAGUCCGAGGCGGGCGUAGACGAACUACCAAACACACACGACAAUCUCCCAGAGAGAAAGAAUAACAAAUCAACCUGGGAAAAACUAUUCGACACUAAGUCGGGAAACAAACUCCACAAGCGAACAAAGUCCACACCUGGUAACACUCACGUCCCGCAUCAGCUUGAUCCCAUUAUCGAAGUCGGUGAAAGUGGCGAGACACAAGCCAACCUCACCUCUUCCAACACCUCAUCGCGAAAGCCUGUUGGUGAGAACCCUCAGUGCUCUACUAAUCGUCAGGCGAAUGGCGACGACGUGUCUAUUUUGACAACAUGCACAGCUAUCAUACAGCAAGCCAACCUUCAGGGCGUCUCUGAGGGAAACACCCGUGAUGCCGUUAUCAACGAUGAAAUCGCAGCGAUCGACGGGCAAAACUGUACAUCCAACCCAUCCACGCAUCUCAGCAGUGGAAACUCAAACACUACUGAAGACGAAUAUCCUUCCAAAGAAGAAAGCGACAACACAUCAGAUGGCUAUGGAGCUUCACUGGCACGUUGCGAGCUUCUCACAUCUCAAAGAGAACCCAUUGUUGCUCUACAGAAAGAGAUUACUCUACAGACAGAGAUUGCUCAUGUUCGACAGGAAGAGAUGAACAACAAACUCACGAGUAAAUCAUCGUCAAAAUUCUCAUUGAGAUCCGUCUUGAGUGUGUUCAUGGGUAGCGACAAGUUUGACGAAGAAGCAAAAUCCAAGAGUGAUGGGAACAGAAAAUUGAAACGCAAGGGCCGAUUAUCUCCUCGAUUGAAAACAUUGUUGAUUGGAAAGACCAAGUCGGAGUCUUCUACCAAGAACCAUUCCCAAUCAUCAUCGCAAGAUCUCGACCAGAGUGAUGGCCAACUUGCCAAUCAAACCGUCAAGCAGGAUGAAACAUUCAAGGGCCUCGAUUGGGAGCUCCCAGUCGGGAAAAAUGAAAUGGGCCAGCUUAUUCGAGAGUUCUCUGGCGACCUCAACACUUUCACGCAGGAUCCGGCUUAUAAGACCCUUGUAUCCCCAAAGGCUCCGAGCCUCCAGUCAUAUCCAUCAGAGUUUGAUCUUUCCAUGGACCACAAUCUCCUCCCUCGACCUGCGAUGACCCCGACCUUAUAUUUCCAUGCUCAAGGCCAUGACCAUCAGGAGGACGAUGAGUCUAUGAGCCACGACACUCUGGUUGCUAAGGCAGUUCACAUUGAGAACAAAAAGGCGCGGCUUGUAGAAAUCAAGACUGGAUCUGACCGAACUGUGAACCAAGGUACUCGCGCCGAAGCAAACCAGAAUCAAGUUCAGCAAGAAGUAGGUCAAUCAGGCAACGAACCAGUCGACCGUGAUACAACCAACGAUGUGCACCCACCGCGGACCUGGCAGCACGGAGGAGAGCCUAUAGAGGUCGAGACUGUUGAAGAGUACUUCGCCGACACUGAUGACAUGGUAUCCGAAUUACAGGGAUUCGAGGAUGAAGCACUUCCAGAGGAUACUACUCCGGGAAAACCAGCCACGGAGGCUUUGAUGAAGAACCACGAGGUAGAGAGGCUUUCCGACUUUUUCGCAACCCUCCAGAACGUCCGGAACGAAAGCCCUGAGCGAUUGAUCGCUGCUCGCGAUUCUAGAGCUGUGAUCACUUGGCGAGAUGAAAUUGCCGAGUUGACCUCGAACGGCGAGAUGAUUCGUGACGACGAAGCAGAACAGCUGUACCAACAAGCUCCUUCAGCUGCUGGGAGUGACGGAGCAUUGUCUGUUAUGACUUGCAAGCCUAGCCGAGCUGAACUCGAAGACGCCCUCGCGCACCCAGAAGCGCCCGUUAUCCAGGGCUAUGAACCACGAAUGGCCCUCGACGAAUGCGAUCGUAUCCAGAUAUCUAUUCACAUAGAUUCCUUGGCAAAGGCCAAAUACACUUCUCAGAUCCAACCGGCUAUGUCCCGAAAUGAAAUCAUCUUGGACGAGUGGGAUCGAGCAGAUGCCGUGGCCUCUAUACACAAACGCAACCAGCAGCGAAAGCUGAAGCAGGAACACGAACAGAGCGAGGAGGCCGCUCAUCGCCGACGACUCAAGAUUUACCGAUCUGUGGAAAAGCAUAUCGUUGAGGGCGGGCGCGUUGCAGUCCGACUCAAUCGUGAGGCAAGCGACGCCUUUCGAAUGUGCGAGUACCUGGAUAGCGAUUAUGAAAGGAUGAAGGGAGAUAUUCUCCGCUAUUCCGAAUCUUGUGGCCAUGAGCCCCUGGACAACCUGCAACAUGCGGUCGCUCUCAUCCGGAAAACGGAGCAGGAAGAAGGAAUCACGUACCGCAAGUAUGAGCUGUUCGAACCUGUCGACCUUGAGAGCCCCGAAUCCGUGGUAGCCGCCCACCAUGGCCGCGAUUAUCAUGACAUCGCUGCUGACCAUGUCGACAAGACUGUCGAUCCCACCAACGAGUUUUUCUAG